CGUGAUCUUUUGUAGGAACACUCAGAACAGACUGUCGACUGUGUGUCCUUUCUCGGCUUCCAAGUUUAGAAUUUGUCAGUAAAAGUUCGAGAGAUACAAAUACACGAAGAGAGACUUCUCCUUGGACCUUAAUAAAUCCAUUCUCUUAAGAGACUAAACUAAAAGCUGACAUGGACAAUCUAAAAGUAGUCAGGGAGCUCCGUGAUUUGGCUGCUGUCCCUCAAAACAGGGCUACAAUCGUCAGGGAUCGUGGCUGUCUACCUGGUCUAGUAUUGUUCCUUGAUAAUUCCAAUCAAGAAGUUGUGGCAACUGCUUUAGAGGCAUUGCAUUAUUUAGCACAGACGCAUUCCAAUCGCUCGAUAAUGAAGAAUGAAGUUGGACUUGUUAUCAGUUUAAGGAGCAUCAUGGAGAGGUCGGAUUAUGAUCCUAAUGUUGUCCAAUUGGCUGAUAGCAUUCAUCGUUUGCUUAUUCCUCCUGCUGGAGCAGUGACAAGGCCUUUAGCUCAAGCAAGAGGAGGAGCUGCUGCUAGAAGUGGGAGUAAUACUUUUUUGGGUGCCUCAAACAGGAAAGCAAGAACUAUUGUAUUACAAGUCUCUGGUCUCGUUGAUCAAGAAACAAGGUCAAUUGUUGAAGACAGUCUGCUCACAGUGAAGGGUGUUGUCAGCUUCACUAUUGAUAUUGGUAGACAGAGAUGUACAGUCAGACUCAGAAGUGAUUUGAAGCCAGAGUUGUUAUGUGAAGCCAUUAAUGGGACCGGGAUACUGCUGGCACAACAAGUAGUUAAGAAUGAGCUAGGGGAAGAGGUCCUCCUCUCGUUUGGGUCUACACCUCAAGCUCACGUACAGGACGAGAAAGAAAACAGUCGACCAAUGAGAUUGCCGGAAUAUUUACCAGAAGAGGAUCAACUUGAUGAAGACAAGGCAAUAGAGAAGAGUGGGGCUGUCGGUGAAGGUGGUGGUUGGCUGAGCUCUGUUACCGGAUUUAUUGGCAAAGCUUUCUAUUGGUAGCAGCAGGACUCAACCGGUCACUUAUUGCACUAUCAUCAACCUGAACCAACCUUUCCAUUUACUGUGUUUUAGUAAUCAUCUUUCUUCUCUUUUCUGUCUCUCCUGGCAUGUUUCUCUCUCUUCUUGUAUAAAUAUCAACUCGACAGCAAUCUUAUAUGCACUUCGUCUCAUUUGAGUUUGUACUGUGUGUAUGUGUAUGAUUAAUUUCAUGUAAUAACAGACCAGUUAUGGUUAUUGUUAUUAA
Messenger RNA from Amphimedon queenslandica, 1251 nucleotides. Its product is annotated as armadillo repeat-containing protein 1-like. The record is from RefSeq and is a predicted model, not a curated record. Gene Ontology annotation, molecular function: protein binding; metal ion binding. NCBI's taxonomy places the organism in Eukaryota, Metazoa, Porifera, Demospongiae, Haplosclerida, Niphatidae. The transcript is spliced from 11 exons. The coding region runs from base 171 to 1007 and encodes 278 amino acids.